Messenger RNA from Eriocheir sinensis (Chinese mitten crab), 2814 nucleotides. RefSeq names its product lethal(2) giant larvae protein homolog 1-like (gene l(2)gl). NCBI's taxonomy places the organism in Eukaryota, Metazoa, Arthropoda, Malacostraca, Decapoda, Varunidae. Gene Ontology annotation, biological process: establishment of spindle orientation; cortical actin cytoskeleton organization; regulation of establishment or maintenance of cell polarity. The transcript is spliced from 19 exons. Gene Ontology annotation, molecular function: myosin II binding; GTPase activator activity; syntaxin binding. The record is from RefSeq and is a predicted model, not a curated record. Gene Ontology annotation, cellular component: cytoplasm; plasma membrane; cortical actin cytoskeleton. Bases 77 to 2797 code for a protein of 906 amino acids.
GUUGCCCGGUCGGCCUUAGGAGGAGGACGUGUUGCAGGUCGUUCCGGGGUGUGGUCACUCUGGGUCCCCCUCCACCAUGUUAAAGUUUAUGAAGCACCAACACAAAUUGACGCCGGAGAGGAUACAGAAGCAGAAGGAGCUCUUUGGAUUUCAUAAAGCCUGCUACCAUGGCUUUCCCAGCAAACCUUCAGCGAUGGCGUGGGACCCUCGCCUCAGACUGCUCGCCAUUGCCACCCGCGCCCCGGCCAUCAGACUGUACGGACAGCCUGGCGUGGAGGUGUAUGGGCAAAGUGAGGCUUGUGAGUCCCCUAUCACGCACCUCAUCUUCCUUACGGGGCAGUGUCGAUUAGUCUCCCUCAGUGAAGAUAAUAGUCUCCACUUAUGGGAGAUGAGGGAGGUGAAGGAGGAGGAAGAAGGAGGAGGAGAAACGUGUCUGAAACUUGUCCAUGUGAAAUCAACGUCCUUGGAGGGAAAGCUCAAGAAGAUCAGCGUCCUGGCGUGUGAGGCCGGGGGGGAGCACGUCAUGGUUGGAACGGAGGGGGGCAACAUCUACCUUCUACAAGUGGCUUCCUUCACCAUGGCCGAGAACAUCAUUUAUCAGGAUGUUGUGAUGCAGAACGUUCCCGAGGAUUACAAACUGAACCCCGGGCCAGUGGAGGCUAUCGCAGUUCACCCCAAGGAAGCUGGUCGGAUCCUUAUUGGUUACCAGCGAGGUCUUGUUGUGCUCUGGGAUACCAAGAACUUGUGUGCCGAUCAGACCUACAUCAGCAGUCAGCAGUUAGAGAGCGUCUGCUGGCACACUGACCCUGCGGCUUUCACCACCUCACACAAUGACGGCUCCUACAUGGUCUGGUCUGCUCUGGACUCUGCGCAACCUGCCGAUGGACCCCAGACUGUCUACGGCCCCUUCCCCUGCAAGCCCAUCACGAAGAUCUUGCGCCCCUCUGCUAAGGACGGCGGCCAGUUCACCAUCUUCAGCGGCGGAAUGCCCCGGGCCAGCUAUGGGGAUCGGCACACUGUCACCGCCAUUGAGGGGGACGCGCGACACACCACCUUCAGCCUCUCCUCUAGGGUGCUGGACUUCGCGGUGGUUCUGGAUGACGAGACGGGGGUUGCCGACUGCCUGGUGAUACUGGCAGAGGAGGAGAUCGUGUUCAUCGACCUGGUAACAGAGGAUUGGCCGAGUCAUGGGGCGCCCUACCUGGCCUCCCUGCACUCCUCGGCCAUCACCUGCUCCUACCUGUGUGCCAGCGUGGCUAACGACGUCCUGGACAAGAUCAAGGAUGCAGGAAUCAAGCAGCAGGCCCGGCUCUCCCCCCGCCCCUGGCCCAUCAGCGGAGGGGUGCUGGAGAAGGGGAAGGGGAAGGGUCAGCAGGACACUAAUCAGAGGGACAUCCUGCUGACUGGACAUGAGGAUGGUACCGUUCAGUUCUGGGAGGCUGGUAGUGUCUCCCUGCGUCUCCUCUACAAGCUCUCCACGGCCCAGCUCUUCGUGUCGGAGGACCUGGGAGGGGAGGGGGCAGCCGCGGAGGACGAUGAUUGGCCCCCGUUUAGGAAGGCCGGACUGUUUGACCCCUACAGCGACGACCCGAGGCUGGGGGUGAAGAAGAUGCAGAUGUGCCCAUACACUGGUACCCUGGUGGUGGCUGGGACCGCUGGGCAAGUCUUGGUGAUGGCCCCGGCGACGGAACCCAAGGAUCUUCUGCCCCAGUGCAUCGAUAUCAACCUGGUGGCGGAGAAUGACAGCUUCGUGUGGAAGAGUCACAGUAAGCUGGAGAUGAGGGGAGAGACGGUCAAGCUGGAACCAGGCAUGCAGCCGACAGCCAUCCUGCAGUUCUUCCCACCAGCCUCCUGCACAUCCUUGGCCCUGCACAGUGAGUGGAACCUGGUGGCCUGUGGGACGGCACACGGGUUCGCCCUCUUCGACGCAGCGCAGAACAAGAGUCUUCUGGCUAAAAGUACCCUGAGCCCCCUUGACCUUGCCAACACAGCGGACGAGGGGCCAAUGUCGCGGCGUAAGUCCCUCAAGAAGUCCCUGCGUGAGUCCUUCCGACGACUUAGGCGCGGACGGUCCCAGCGGAAGACGGCCGCAGGGGGGGGCCGGGGGGGCGCCACCUCCCCCACAGCCACCUCCCCACCACCCAGCUCCCGUGGUGGUGGAGGGGGUGAGGAGGAGGGAGUGCGGCCGGUCGAGAGAGCGAUUGAGGCUCGGACCAAUACCCCGGAUCAUGUUGGCUCCAUGGUACGAUGUCUGCAUAUCACAAAGUGCUUCAUCGCUAACAGCCAGGCCAUGUCGGCAACACUCUGGGCCGGGACGAACAGCGGCUCCAUCUUCGUCUUCACCAUCGCCAUCCCCCCCUCAGACAAGAGAAAGGAGGUCCCACUGACAGUCCAGCUGGGCAAGGAGAUUCACCUCAAGCAUGGCGCUCCAGUUCUCGGCGUGUGGGUGCUGGACGGUUCUGGUCUGCCCCUGCCUGUACCCAUGGCAGUGAAGAAGGACGCAGCGCCCCCUCCCAGCACCUCCCUGCCUCACCGUGUUCUCAUAUGCUCCGAGGAACAGUUCAAGGUCUUCACCCUACCACAGCUAAAGCCCUUCUGCAAGUUUAAGCUAACAGCACACGAAGGGUCCAGGGCUCGGAAACUAGACCUUGCAAAGUUUGUGUCGACGGCAGACCCCAGCUACUCCGAGACCUGCCUUGCCCUCGCCACCAACCAAGGGGAUUUCUCGGUGUUCUCCCUCCCCGAUUGUAGGCGCCAGCUGUAUGCCCCACACCUGAAGAAGGAGGAUAUCAGGUAAAGGGGUGAAGGGUGUUA